GGAAGACAAAGGACUUCCGCUUAUCAACUGUUCCGUUUUCCCUCUGUGCUACUCAAGUUUGAAUAACUACUCAGAGAGCAGACAGCGCUCGGGCCAUUGCCAGUCCGCAAGUUCGACCUGCUCAACCCCCGUCGCAAGGCUUUGGAAAAGCCGAAAACUCCCUCUUUCAGACUACGGCAUCAUCAACCUCACGCGCUCAAUGAUCAUAUCUUCAUGAUCGCGAAUUCCACAAAGCGAGCGACCAUCGCGGUCUGGACGCUGGCCGACAGUUACAGCUUCAUCGCGUUGUUCGCACGCCGCCAUUCUUCCGAAUCCUUGCGCAAUGGCAGCCGGAAUCCUAGGCGGCGGCAUUUCCACAGUUAUUUCGUGACACACCUACCAUCGUCGUCUCUGCAUCCAGAUUCGAGAGCGCCGUCUCCAUCCUUUCACAAACUUCCUCGUGCAGCUUCUACGCCUCAUACGGGGGAAAUAUCGCAGCCCCCCGCCGUACUACAGCCCUUGGCGGGACGAGAAACAACCGUUGUCCGAAUUCCGCUUCGCAGUGCUAAGCAUCACUUUGGGGCUUCUUUCUCCAGAGGAUCUCGUCCUUACAAUGAAGACACGUACCAGGCUGGCGUGAUUGAGAUCCCCGCAUUUGCGAAGCGAGUACCGCGAUCUUUAACAAUUCGGCGACGGAACGCACCUCUGAAUGAAACUCGAGGAGCGGAAAGUGCAAGCGGAGAUCCCCAGGUGUUCUACUUCGGGAUAUUUGAUGGCCAUGGUGGUUCUGAGUGCAGCGAAUUUCUGCGGGAUAGUCUGCACACAUAUAUUGAAGACACAGCGGCAGAUUUUGAGUUGCAGUCAAGUUUGAGGAGACGGGAUGACGCCGCUUCGUCUGAGUUACUGGGGGAGCAGUACGAAGAUGCACAAGACUCUGAUGCCGCACUGCCCAUUAUGCAGCACGGCAAUAGGCGACGAAUCGGAGAACUGGAGAGGAGCAUGUUGGACGAAUGGAAAUACCUUGUAGGAGGGUACUUCAGGCGAUUUAGACCCGCUCACUUCACUUACUACGGGGAAGACGAGUGCGGAAGCCGUGCAGAUAGCUCGACACCUGCGAAUAAGAAUGAGACAAAUAGCAGCGUCAGCAUUGAAGAAGUCAUGGAAUACGCUUUCCUUCGUGCGGACCUUGACUUUGUCUCUGCGCAAGCUUCGAAGCGUGACAGCGACGUUGUCCAGGCAGACAAACCGCUGAACGAAGACGAGAUCCUGGAGAAACCUAGUCGAACGCGAACGCCGCAGAUUGGAGGGCGUGAAAGGUUCAAGGGUGGAAGCACCUGCAGCGUUGCUAUGAUCUCAACUCCCACACCGAUACCUUUUUGGCACCCUUCUGCCCCGUCCUCCCUCCUCAUCUCUCACGUUGGCGAUACGAGGAUUCUCUUGUGCUCCACUGCCAGUGGCGAGGCUAUUCCGGUUACUUCUGUUCACCACCCGUCUUCACCUAUUGAGGGCAGUCGAUUGCGCAGAUAUGCGGCAACUUUUGUCACCGAUUCCUUCGGCGAAGAACGCAUGAGCGGAUUAGCAAACACUCGGGCUUUUGGGGACAUUCGGUCAAAGCGGAUCGGCGUUUCUGCAGAACCGGAGAUCAGACGGAUUGAAAUGGGACCUGCAGAGUACUCGUUUCUUGUGCUCAUGUCAGACGGAGUGAGUGAUGCUCUGUCGGAUCAGGAAGUUGCAGAUAUUAUCAAAGAGGCCAAAACCCCCGACCAAGGAGCCAAAGAUGUUGUGAACUUUGCUACGGAGGUGAGUGAUGUAGGCGAUAACGCGACCUGCUUGGUUGUACGCUUAGGUGGAUGGGAGCGUCGGCUGGAAGGCGGAUUGGGGAGCAUGGGUACGAAAGAGUCCCGGGACUGGAGAAGACAGGAGGCUACGGAUCCGCGCAGGUCACGGACGUGAACACGCCAGAUUCGAGAAGCAGUAGUAGAAUUUUGAAGUUUUUAUAUCUAUAUAGGUUUGCAUUGCAUUUUCCGGCUGCGGGGGCUUUAAAUUCCAGCAAUAGGACAGUCUGGGUGCUAGAAUUGGUGCAUAUUCUUUGAUAUUUCUGUACAUGGCCAGGUGCAAUUGCUAGUAACAGCAAUAAAAUGGUGGUAGUUUUGUUUGGGAACAAACAAUC
Messenger RNA from Paecilomyces variotii, 2149 nucleotides. RefSeq names its product phosphatase 2C-like domain-containing protein. Gene Ontology annotation, biological process: protein dephosphorylation. Gene Ontology annotation, molecular function: cation binding; protein serine/threonine phosphatase activity. The record is from RefSeq and is a predicted model, not a curated record. The coding region runs from base 214 to 1932 and encodes 572 amino acids. NCBI's taxonomy places the organism in Eukaryota, Fungi, Ascomycota, Eurotiomycetes, Eurotiales, Thermoascaceae. The transcript is spliced from 2 exons.